AUGCGUGCCUUCACCACCCUUGCUACUGUCCUCUUCGCUGCCAUCGCGUAUGCCGACAACAAGGCCAAUGCCUUCAAGAACCCAACUGGCGGUUAUCAGUUCACCGCGGGUCAGCCGACCACUCUGAACUGGAAGGCCGACGCCGGCACCACCGUCACUUUGCGCCUGCAGUAUGGCGCUGUGACCACUGCCGACUCGGGCAAGGUCAUCGCUGCCAACAUCCCCAACUCCGGCAGCUACACCUGGUCGGUCCCCGCCGAUAUUGUCGCCCAGCCCGACUACACCAUCGAGAUUAUCGAUGACCAGGACCCGUCCAAGUACAACUUCCUGCCUCGCUUCGUUGUGUCCGGCGCCAGCACCACCCCCAGCUCCUCGUCUUCAGCAUCCACCAUGACCAGCACCACCACCGUGUCCACCACCUCUACUGCCACCAAUACCAGCACCAUGACCUCCGGCUCGGCCUCGGCCACCCCCAGCACCAUGACCACUGCCUCCUCGUCCGCUAUGAGCUCCAGCUCAGCUUCUUCCUCCGCCACCGGUACCUCCAGUUCCUUGACCGGCUCCACUAGCGCCAGCACCUCCGUGCCUACCAGCAACGCCGGUGUGGUCAACCGUGUCUCUGGCGGUCUUUUGGCCGUUGUCGCCGGUGCUGCCAUGGUGCUUUAA
Molecule: messenger RNA, 666 nt
Organism: Penicillium diatomitis
Lineage: Eukaryota; Fungi; Ascomycota; Eurotiomycetes; Eurotiales; Aspergillaceae
Product: GPI anchored serine-threonine rich family protein
Exons: 2
Coding region: 1-666 (221 amino acids)
Source: RefSeq, a predicted model, not a curated record